Molecule: messenger RNA, 32640 nt
Organism: Columba livia (rock pigeon)
Lineage: Eukaryota; Metazoa; Chordata; Aves; Columbiformes; Columbidae
Gene: ARL15
Product: ADP ribosylation factor like GTPase 15
Exons: 8
Coding region: 477-1106 (209 amino acids)
Molecular function (GO): GTPase activity; GTP binding
Source: RefSeq, a predicted model, not a curated record
CCCUCCCCUCCUCUCCCGCCCCCCCGCCGCCCCUCCUCCGCCCCGCGCGCGCAGGGCCGCUGCGGCGGUGCGGAGCGGAGCGGAGCGGAGCGGUGCGGAGCGGGCAGCUCUGACAGCGCCGCCGGGGCAGCGCCGGCGCCCGCGCACCCUCCGCUGGCCCUCGGGGCGGCGGCGGCCGAGCCUCCCCCAGCCCUACACCUUGCGGCGGCGGUCGAGCCCCCCGCGCCGCCGAGGCCGGCGGGGCGGCGGCAGGAAGCGCCGCUCCCCCUGACGGCGAGGCUCCCGGUGGCCCAGCGCCGCUGUCAGCCGGGCGGGCGCCCGCGGUCCCGGAGACCUCCUCAGCAGCGCGGCGCCCGGCGCCACCCGGUACAUGGAUUACCUGAAAUUCAUAAUCCGUCCUCAGCCUCUCUGGGUGACUGCAGAAGACAUAGAAUUGUGGCAUCACAGCAGAUUGGAAGUUGAGCAAGUUCAGGACUAUGUCUGAAUGUAUCCAGCUCUCAUUUGCUGUUUGUAGAAUUGGCAUUUACACGAUUAAAAAGUUGUACACUGACAAACCCAGUCCAGCAAAGUGUUUUAGAGCACUUUGCUGCAAGGGACCACCUCCACCACGACCUGAAUAUGACUUGGUUUGCAUAGGCCUCACUGGUUCUGGCAAGACUAGUCUUCUAUCACAGCUUUGCAGUGAAACCCCGGAGAAUAUAGUGUCUACCACAGGUUUUAGUAUAAAAGCAGUGCCAUUCCAGAAUGCCAUCUUGAACGUAAAAGAACUUGGAGGGGCUGACAAUAUCCGGAAAUACUGGAGUCGCUACUACCAAGGAUCCCAAGGGGUAAUAUUUGUAUUAGACAGUGCCUCCUCUGAAGAUGAUCUAGAAACAGCUAGGAAUGAACUGCAUUCCGCUCUCCAGCACCCACAGUUAUGUACUUUGCCAUUUUUAAUACUGGCCAAUCAUCAAGACAAGCCAGCAGCUCGCUCCGUACAAGAGGGUGUGUUAGUGGAUAUUGUGACCAAGAUUGUCUAUUGUCUCCAGCAUGAUUGGCAAGCCACUGACAUUCCCAUCCUUGCAAGCUCAGUGAUUCAGCCAUACCUGUCUCCAGGCUUCGACUGAAAGCUGGACGGAGAAGAGGCGCAUUUCUCCUUUGAAUUAUGUUUACCUUCCCCUUUUCAGUUCAGCGUAUCCCCCACCUCUGUCCCGGAGAAGCCGGGAGAGUUAUGCCGGUCUCUAGUUAUCUUACAUAAUCGUUGUUUACCAGUUUUGUCUCUUUUUUGAAAAAGCUUUACCCUAAAUGUCCUGGUCCUUCCACCUUGACAAGGGUAGUAUUUCCCAUACGCCCCUGCCUUCUCCAGGGGUGUCUGCAGUGGCGGCCAGGCAGACUGCAACCCGCCCUGCUCCUCCUUCUAAACUGCACUUUGUUGCCUGUCUUUGCUGCAGCCGAUGGGCUUUCCUUAAAAAGGAAGUGCUCGUAUUAUUAUGGGGACACUAUUUUAAUCCACUAGCCAAAAUAUUUUUUAAAUGAUCGUUUGGAGCCUGCCGAAAAAUAAUUUGUCUGUCUUUGAAAACCAAAGAAUAUUUAUUUAAAAUAUGUUUAAAAUUUGCUACACUAUCAGUGAAAAAUAGGAGUAGGACUUUCAGACUCCACUUAGUGCUGUCCUGAAUCUUUUAUUCACCAAAUUACCAAAUAUGAUGUGUUCAGUCAUUUAUUUUGAGUUUUGAAACUGAAAUAGCACAGAGUGGUAAGUAGUGGGAUCUGUUAGGAGAGUUUAGGGAACUUUUUUUUGUUUUAGCCGAUGUCUGCAGUACAGCAAAGGUCUCAUCAGGUCUGGAGUCCUCAGGCAUACUGUCUCUGUUUCUUCUCAUUUCAUUUGUUAGCACCUGACAGGAAUAUUUCCACAACUUUUUGAGUUAUCAGUUAUGUUCAUAAGGAUAUAGGUAAAGGCUUUUUAUUAAAAUUUUAUCAUUUGACUCUAACUUUGAGGAUGUGUUUCCAAGAUACUGUUGUUCAGUGGAAAGUAACCUCUUUCUUUUACAUGUGUGCUGCUUGCAGGCCAGGCACUGAAUCCAGGCUGUGCUUAGCACUUCCGUCUCAGGCUUGUUCUGUUUGGUUUGGUUUUGUUAAUUUUCCACCAGAGCUAAAAUGCCAAUGUUUUGUCUAGUAGGAAAAGUGUUACGAGCUUCUGCAUGGAAAAGUAUGUCUUAUUUUGUUUAUACAUAUAGGUUUUAUGGAUUAUUUCCUCCUUUAUCUACCAUCUGUUGUUGACUCCUAUUCUUGCUGGAGGUUCUUCCCCUCCAACCAUCUCAAAUAUUUCCUUUUUUAGCAAAAUACAUUGUGCAGCCCUUUUUUUGUGUGUGUGUGACCCUCAAGAAUCCAGUCUGUUGUUCAGUGUGUUUGCCACUUGGAUAACAAAAAAUGUUUUAAUAAAAACGACCAAAGUAUUAAAAAAUAAGUAUAUUGCUUUAGAUACCUGACCUAUUCUGAGUGCCUAACGUCUUCUGCUGAAACUAGAAGUGGUUUUAUUUUUAAAGAGUCAAAAUCAGAUAUCCAUGGAAGCAAGUGGGAAGUGUUUUGUAUUCACUAAGAAAAAGCAAGUCACUGAUUCCCGAAUUCAUUUCUGAGUUCCAUAGAAUAAAGUGUGAAAUAAGAUCUUAAUACAUCUAGUUUUGCUUAUGUAACUUAGAACAUAAACUAGGUAUUUUGAGGGCAGAAAUACAAAUUUGAAAAUGAAAAUUAUCUGCAUGUCAUGAAAUCUUUUGAGUUUUUUAUUUCUCUCCUUUUUCAUUCUGUCAUUUAAAUGGGUAUAUUUUUAUGUGACAUAGUAUUAAGCAUACAUGGAUGUAAGUAUUUCACACUAUUGCAAAGAAAAAAUGUAAAUUUGAAAAGAAAUCUGUAGUUACAAAAACAAAACUCACCGUUUCAAUGUAAAUUCAUUCAUUGAUUCCAAUUCAUUGCAUUAGAACGUCAAACCCAGAAGCUGUUUUUUUAUUAAUAUCUUCACACAUUGAUAGCUCUGACAUAAAUAUAACUCUGAUUAUCAAGAGUGUAGUGUAUAUUAAAUCUUCCUUCCUGUUAUAUCAGACGUGCUUUUGAAUUCUCAUGUAUGGGAUCUCUUUUUUGUCAUAGCUCUAUCCUUUACAGUAAUGUUAGUAAAAUAGCCAUAAUGAAGGCUGUUGAUUUGACUGAGGAUUAGAUAUUGCUACUGGAAGAGAUGCUUUAAAGCUGCACUAGACAUUGUAUUUCAACAGCAGAGAGGCUGAAUGUGGCUUCAGUUACUCUUAGCACUGGUGAGUGGUCACAUUGCUGGUCAAAGAAAACAUAAUUAUCAGAGGAAUAAGUCUUAAACUGGGAUGGUGAAGUAUUUUUUUAUCGAGUUACAAUAAACUAACAAAAAGGAGGCUUGUUUUGUGGAAUGGCAGAGUUACCUUCUAAUAUCUGUGCUGGUGGGUGAGUGCCUGGUAAGUUGGUUGUUUCUGUGGGUGGGUCCAAGCUCCAUCGGGCCACAGUCAUCAAAUACUACCAAGGUUUACCAAAAGCACAUAAACAGACAUGUAAAAGGUCAGCCCUGGGUCAAUACAGACAAGCAAUGUCAAAAAGUAUGUGGAAUCUGAAUGGGUGUAUAAUAUUGCAGGAAUUCCUCUUAUUUUUAAGCUAUUUUAUGGCUUUUUGAGUAUUCAGGUGUGUAAAGAUAACGGUCUAGAGAGUGUUACUAUAAUAUAUGAGCAGAGACAACUUUUUAUGGCUAGUUCUUCAUUUAUUGGCAUAUUGUCUUCUCAACUUGCUAGGUCAGUGUCUACAAUCAGUAAGGACUGUUUGAGGGAACUUUAUAUGUUUUACAAAAAGACAGGUAUGUAAGCACGAAGGGCCAGUGCGGGCCAACUACUAGUUGGUUUGCGUCCCCUGAGACCUUCCUAUGAACUUCUGCUGAAGUACUGCUCAAGUUACUACUUUUUGGAUUCACUGUUGAGUGACUGACAGGAAAAGCCAAACAAUGCCAAAAAGAGAACAGGAAAAAAUAUAUCCACAGACUACCUUUUUCUUUUGUCCAUGUGACUUCAGUAAGGUUUAGACAAGCUUAAACAUCAUUUAUAUCCCCUCAAAUUCUCUCUUCUAGUGAGGCAGGCAAAGACAAACACAAUUACUGAGUUGGAGGACUCUUAAAAUGUCUUUGAUACAAGAUGCUUUCUACUUACUGAAAGAGUUAAAUUUAAAUAAGUUAAUUUCUUUCACAUAGUGGAAAAAAUAAAGCCAUCAUUUAAAAAAAAAAAAAAAAUAAAAAAAAUCCCAAAACACGAGGACUCUCCUGCCCUCCCAGCCCCCAGAAAAUCAUUAAAGAGUUCAGGGUGAUGAACUCAGUGGUGAUUGUCCAAAAGUCAAGACCAAGCAGGAGCUAUCGGUGGCUUUUUUAUUCACUUUUCCUGUGAACACUGGGGCAGUUCUUUUAAAGCAACAAAAGAAUUGGCACUCAUUCUUUCAGAAAGCUAUUGCAGAAGAUACAUUGAAGAAAAAUUGAGAAAUUAGAGGCAUUAGAGAAGAUCACAAGAAUCUGACCAUGCUUCAGAGGCAGUGAAAAUACUGAGAUGACAGACAUGUGGCACAAAGAGACCUGGAAGUGAAGAAUAAAUUUCUUCUGAACAGUUCUCUCUAUAUGAGGGGAAAAAAAACCCUCAGUGUGUUUCCACUUAGUUUUGCAAACCAUCUUGUUCCUGUAGUAGCAGACUAGAAGUUACACCUGAGCAAGAGAUAGGACUAAGACAAAUAGCUGCUCUUUAUCAAAAUGAUGCUGAUAACCCUAAAGUGACUGUUAUAGCUGUAAAACCUUACAAGUUAUCCCCAAAACUUAUCGGUAGCUCUUCUCUCUCAGUGUCUACUGGUAACAACAACAGGAAUUUGGUAUUUUAUCAGCUGUCAAAAAGAAAUCCAGUUAAGCACAAAAGGCUUUCAGAAGGAACACCUUAAUAUUUGUUUUUUAAUGUUUUAUGAAACUCCACGGUUUGUCCCUGUGGGAGCUACAAAGUAGUGUAUAUUGUAAGUACAAGAAUUUACUCCACCAGUGUUAGGUAGAGGUGUGUGCUAUUGGGGAGCUGUCUCUAUCAUUACGUUUAUGUGAGGGUCUGUUCUCAUCCUGUAGCUUUUUUUAGUCACAAGGUAACAUAAAGGUCAGAUAACACAACUGAAAUUUCCUAAGGGAUUUCUAAUUGCUACUAAUGACAACUUAGAGGUCUGGGCCUGAAACAGGCAAGCUUUUGUGUGUGAAGGUGACUUCAUUAGGAAAUGAGAAACCUUGAUGCUUCUCCAGAUCAGGGUGCUGCUUUGAUUCCUUUAAUAGUAUAUCCAAAUCUGACAUCCUGGUCUUAAUCUUUUGCUUGAUUACACUCAUGUCAUUAACAUUUUAUUGAAUAAUUUGGCUAGAAAUAACUUCACUUUGGUACACAAAUAUAUGUAAUCAUGAAAUAUAUUGCACUGAAUAAUUUUAUUACAUGUUAUGAUAUUCAAGGAUGAAAUAUUUUGCAAAUACUACUCCUUCCAUUAAGAAUAAUGUGGCUUGUGAUAUUCCAUUAGUCCUGCAGUUCAACCAUAUCAACCACAGCUGUACUAAAUGAACAGAGCACUUCCACUUAACAAUUUCUAUGCAAGUUAGGUGGUUGUUUUUGUAAGGUGUUAUGAUAUGUAAAGAGGUGUCUGCUCCAGUAUUUUGCCUUAAUGCUUAAUUUCUUUGCCUCUAUAGACUUAAAACAGACCCUUUAUAUUGCUUUAAUAUACUUUUGCAUGUAUUAUAAAGACUCCCACACACGCAUCAGUUCAACAUUCCAGCAAGGCAGCUGAUUUUAAAAAAAUGUUGUGAAACAAGUUGAAACUGGUUGGCACAUAUCUGAAGAAAGAAAUCAAAUAAAACUGGCAACUAAAGAGAAAGGGAAGUUGAUAUUGGCACUUCAUCACAGAGGUCUCUAGGUAAAACAUAUGCAAAAGCCCUUAAAAUGUAGUUCUACUUUGAAAAGUGACUAUGUAAAAAUGUCACCUUACUCAACAGAUUUAUUCCUCAUAUGUACUCAGUGUUGCGUCUUCUUGUCCUUAUAAUAAAAUAAGUUGUGGGGUUUUUUUCUCUUGCAUUUCCUUUUAACUCUACGGUAUCAACACAAACCUAGCUUGUAUUUUGACAUUUGUAUUACCCAAAUUCAGUUGGUCACUUGACACAGUUUGCAAAAGAUCUCAGGGAAUGUGCAGGUUCUCUGAUAGCUGGACAGCAACAAAAGAUCGUACUUAAUCUUUCAAGUUCCAGCCUGAGUUUUAACUACUAGUACUUUAGAUUUCAUGUCUCCUCUUUUAUCUUACUGAAUUUUAAGUUACCCUUGUUUCUUUGAUAGUAAUGCUCAGAUUAGAGUUUAGCUUCAGUGGGCUAGUAUUUCAUGACAGAGCAUAGAAAAUGUACUCUUGGAAUUUAAGCCCACGAUUGCAAAUGGAGUAAAUCAGAUCUAAAGAGCAUAGUGUAGAAAGGAGGAGCCAGUCAGCUAUUUCUAGAAUUAAUUUCUACGUCAAGAAGAUACUUUUAUGUACAACUGAUACAAGUAACGCUUAUGUUACUUAAAUACUGGGGUUUUUUAAAGAUCUAAAAUGUGGUACUGAAAGUAGGUUUUUGGUCUUGUCCUUUUGCCCGAAGUGUAAAGAUGCUCAGAAGAGUUUUUUAUUAAUAUAAUUAACAUUUUGCAGGAUUCAUUUUGUCAAGAUGCGGGGCUUUUGUAUCCUUUUAUCAUGAUAGGAAUGCUGUCUGUAUAAUUAUGCUCGAUUACCUACUUCUUAUGCCCCUGAACUGAUCUUGCCCUAGUGCGGAUAUUCACUUGUCUAUCUACUUAACCUGUCUGUGUGCUUACUUAAGUUUCUUACCCUUAGUAGAUGUAAAGUAGCACUGAAACUUGCAAAUAAAUGAGAGGUAUCUAACUAUGUGUUAGUCAGCACUCUUAGCAUCUAAUUAUCAGUAUUAUUUGUAAAUAUGAUUACUUGUCUUCCAGUCAGUUUGUGUUUCUUUUGCUAUUUUUAUUUGUUUUAUUGGUCCUUGUAUGGUAGUUACUUCCCUUUUAAGCUGUGCGAAAAACGACAAAAACAUGUCCAGAACUGUCCUCAGUUGCACAAAAAAUAACAGACACGAAGAAUUCCAAGCUGGACAAGUGGCAAAAGUGCUAUUAGAGCACUUUGAUAAGCUCUGAGUUUAAAACUUGAGGUUAAAAUACUGCAUGAGUAUAAACAUUGCUAUUUUCAGUCCUGAUUAUUGGGAAACAGGAUGUCCCAAGAAUUUUGAGUUGCUUCAAAUAAAUAAGCAAGGUGAAGAUAGGUGAAUUAGGGGGUUUUGUUGUGGGUAUUUUUUCACAAAGGAUUUCUGAAUGGUUUUAGAUCCUGUAAGCAUUGACACACUGACUGCCACAAUGCAAACGUGCUUGGGUGAUACCACAACUCCUGAUGGGUUCAAAAUUGCCUGGAGAGUGUUGGAAAGGCUUACAGAUUUAUUUUAUGAUAUUCUAAAAAGCUGAAACUUAACCAAAAUUACUGGGUUUUUUUGUUUGGUUUUUUUUUUAGUGUUUUAAAUGUGCAAGUUGGGGUGGUGUGACAAAUACUAUUCUUCACAUCUUUCUCAUUUUAGUGUUAUGACCCUGGAAGCGUACCUAGAAGCGUAUUCGUCUCCUUGGGUGAUCGCAUGAUGAGAUGAGCUAAAAAGCCGCACGCUUCCACCAAGCUUGAGAAAAAUGGCAGUGAAGCAGUUGUAUGCUCAGUAGAGGACAUUGGCCUUAGCACCUUUUCUUUUUGUCUUUUAGUGACGUGCUUAUACUCAGCAGUUUGCUGCUGAUCCAAGCCACCAUUUCAGUUAAUGAAAGGAGCCAUCUACAAGCAGAACACUUUUCUCAGAUAUGCCUUUUAUCCUAGUCCAUUUUUCUUGCAGCUUCAAGAAGGUUUUCUGGUUAAUGUGUGUGCACUGAAAGAGGCCUCUAUGUGCUCAUCUCUCCCUUUUCUGUUCUUGUGAUACAAUAGCAGUUUGUUUGUGAAGUACUUUGGGAUAAAUGUGCGGGUUAUUCAUGUACAUAGCCCACGCUUUAAAUGUAUUUUCUGACCCAGAAUCAUUGAAUGUCCUGAGUUGGAAGGGACCCGCAAGGAUUGAGUCCAACUCCUGUUACUGUUGUCCAGUCUCUUCUUGGGGCUGUGACGCCUCUCUGGGGAGCCUGUUCCAGUGCUCCACCACCCAAUGGGGGAAGAACCUUUUCCUAAUGUCGAACAUAAACCUCGCCGGCACAUCUUCCCACCAUUCCUUCAAGUUCUGUCGUUGGUCACCAGAGAGAAGGGACCAGCACCUGCCCCUCCCCCUCCCCUUGUGAGGAAGCUGCAGCUGCCAUGAAGUCUCCCAUCAGUCUCCUCCAGGCUGAACAAACCAAGUGACUUUAGCCACUCCUCAUACGGCUUCCUCUCCAAACCCUUCACCGACUUCAUAGCCCUCUUCUGGAUGCUCUCCAGUAGCUUUAUAUCCUUUUUAUCCUGUGUUGCCCAGAACUGCACACAGUGCUCCAGAUGAGGCCGCACCAGUGCGGAGCAGAGCGGGACAAUCACCUCCCUGCCCGGCUGGCAAUGUUGUGCUCGACACACCCAGGACACGGUUGCCCUCUUGGCUGCCAGGGCACACUGUUGGCUCAUGUUCAACUUGCCAUUGACCAGAACCCUCAGAUCCUUCUCUGUGGAGCUGCUUUCCAGCAUCUCAUCCCCCAGCCUGUAUGUACAGCCCGGGUUGCUGUGUCCCAGGUGCAAAAUCCAGCACUUGCCCUUGUUAAACUUCAUGCAGCUGAUGAUUGCCCAGUUCUGCAAUUUGUCCAGAUCCCUCUGCAGGGCCUCUCUGCCCUCAAGAGUGUCAACAGACCUGGCUUUCUGUUUAUUUGAUGUUGAGAAUACACAAGAGAAUUCAUGACAGUCAUGACCUUCCUUUUUUUCAGUUGAAAUAAAAAACUACAUCUGGUGAAAAUUUUCUAAUCUGAUGCUUGUUACCAUGGCAACCUAAAGUAUGGCUUUGUGUGUGUACUCUAAGCUGACUUGAGAUGCUAACGUUAACGAAAAUAUGUUAAAUAACUUUGCUUCCAUCUUCCCUGCAGUUUCUCUUCCAGCCUUCUGAUGCCUAACACUUACUUUUGGAUAGUACCUGAUUGUACCUCAGAGAAACAGGAGUGUUGCGCCCAUCUUUCAGCUCCAGGUGUUUGAAUUCUCAGUGAAUGAAGUCCAUGAGUUACGAGUUAUGAGUCAUUGUAGUGAUUACAUAAAUGCCACCUGAAGUGCCUCGUCUGUUAUACAGAUUGUCAAAUCAGCUGAUCUAAUGAUCUGUCUGAACUGUAAACCCGUGCACUGCAGUCUUAGUUGGCGUGUCAACGCUUUAGGGUUUUUACAUAUUCAAUUCAGUAAUAUCAAAAGUCUGACAUGUUUUGAUACACUGGACUUCCAUGGGUCUCAGAGAGAGAUUGUCACACACAGGUUUUAGGGGAGGUUUUUUUUUUCAUUGUAAUGUGGGAUCUGUCAUGCCUGUGCCAAAAAUCUGUUGAUUGAAUUUCUGUUGCCAGUGCCUUGAAUUGGGGGCGGGGGGAAACUCAAAAUAAAAGCAUAUGUCAGAGAAUUUAGAAUUUAGAUGUAAAUGCCAGCUUCUUAUGAUGGCCAUAGGCAUUAUCUGUCUGUAGAACAAUCUACACCCACCACCUUGAGUUACUAUGACGUGCAUAUUUUUCAAACAAGGUAUGAUAUUAGCAGGUAGAGGGUUAUUCUCUAAUUUUUGUGUCCACUUUAGCGUCAUAGAAAGAGACUUGGCAAAACAGUCCCCUGUAAAGACUGGAGAGUGAUGAUUAUGUCCUUUCUGUUCAUAAUAAAUGCAUCAUACUGUUUUUCUAGCUACUUUCAGCUCUUCAAAAACAACUAAAACUGAUAGCAAUUAAUUAUCUUGAGCUGUGCUAAAGUAAUGCUACUAGUAAUUACUGCAGAUUAUUUUCUUCCAAUGUGCUAUCUGGAAACUGUUUUUUGGUUUAUACUGUUGAUUUCAAUAGAUAUUGGGGAAGGAAGGAAAGGAAGGAAGGAAAGAAGGAAGGAAAGAGGAAGGGGGGGAGGGAGAAUACUCUGUUGGGUACAAGUGUGUACUAGCUUAAGUUAAGCCUACAAAGGCCUGAAGUAAUUGCCAGGGUGUUAAAUCGGAAAAAAAAAAAAAAAGUAUAGGUAUAUAGUACUAGCUCCUGAGAAUAUGCACAAUUUUCAACUAUUUAUCUUUUCUAUUAGCUCUAAGCUUGGUGGUAUAAUUUCUAGCUCUGAUUUACUUCUAUCAGCUAUGCAUUUAGAUUUGGUCCAUAUUUCCUUAUGGUAGAGAGGCUAAAUGCUAUAUUUACUAGUAUACUUGGCAAUGUUUCCCCAGGGAUGAGGAUGCCUUGAAAAUAUAUGAAAAUUACCUAAACUAAACAAUGUUCUGAAUCUUGAAAAGCAGCCACUGAUAGUCAGCCCCUGAUUCAGAGGAAAUUCAAAGUGUGGUAGUAAUAUUUGAACUAUAAGGACUUGUAGGCAAACAAUGUUUUAUGUGUUGAAACUGCUUUUGAUUUUUAACUACAGGCAGGUAAGCUCUUCCAGUGUGUGGGCGCUCUUGUGUAUGCUACCUUUAGUUUUUGCAGCUUCCUUCACUCUGUACCCAGUUGAUUCCCUUGAAACCAUAGGAAAUUCAUAUCUCAUCACCAACUAUGUUCUUGAAAUACAGGUAUCCAUUCUUGCUUACAUGCCCUAGUAGUGCUGCAGUCUGGUAAUCUUACAUUUUGUAUGUUUGCUUCCUUAAGUAAUUGCAGCUUUUGUUUGUUUGUUUGUUUGUUUCCUCAAAUCAACAGGUUUAGAUUUGUUGUAUAUUAAAUGGCUUAAUAUUUAGUCAGGAAUUAUAAGUACUAUUAUAGUUUCACUUUGAGACUUCAGAUUUAAAUUCCUACUCUUCCUCUGCAAGAUACUUUUCUAGGAAAGGACUGUGCCAUUACAGAUGUAUUUAAUGUGCACAUCAAAUACUGUGAAUGGAAUUGCUAUUGAAUAUAGGCACAUUUUUUUAAUGCAAUACAGAGUUAUAUCUUCUUUCUCUCUUGCAAUGUGUUAAUUUAAAUGACAUUUCAUUGUAGUCUGAGAUAAAUAUUGUAUCUGUCUGCUACUUUAACUUCUGUUUCAGUAUUCCUAAUUAUUACAAAACCAUUUGCUACUACUACAAAUUGUACUGAGCUUUGUAGUUUGUAUUUUAUUUACUAUUUUACCAAUAAUGCCAUGGUCACACGUUGAACUUUUUACAGUUUUUUAAUCUUUACAGUUGAAAUAGCUUUUCGUUUUUCUAAAAUCUCAAGUGUGAUGUUUUUAUACAAAAGUAGAGCCUCAGAUGUUUGCAUGCCAGUACUUUGUCCCCUGUCAUCUAUGUGUUGAUUGGAGGGAUUUUGCUUUUUAAAUUGUUACUAUUUCUAUUUACUUUUUUUGUUAACGGAUUAUAUUGAUAACUAAAGACUGGCACUCAGAAAGUAAGUGGUAAACUUCUGGAAGUUUGAGGAUUAUUUUCCUAGUGGAUAACAUGAGGCUCAAAAGCCUUUCUUCCUACAGAGGCUCAGAUGUUAUUAAUGACCAGGUACAAAUGAUCUACGUUCUCUUAUGCAUUUUAGUUGAUCUUAUUCAGAACUGUGCUUAGAUUUACACGUCCACCUUCGUUAUUGGGGCCAGGAUGUUUGCAGUCACUAUUUCUUUUAAAAAUAGUCUCUCCACGCUGUUCACCUCCCUAGAAUAAUUUACAUCUGGAUAUAGUAUUGGACUGAAGUUGAACUUUUCUUACUGAACAGAUUUGAGACAUGUCUUCUUAGUUUUAUUUACUGGUAGUGUCUGAAUUUUUUAGCUGAAAAAAUUAGUCAGGAGAACAUGUAAAAUGUAAAGAGGAAAUAGCUUUAUGCAGAGGCUUAAGAAAGAAGAAAGAUAUGACUAAAACUGAGGGGGGGAGGAUUGCACAAUUAACAUGUGGUAAGCUUGUACUUUUAAGUAUGUAGAAACAACAAUGUCAUGAAAGUGAGUAAUCCCUUUACAGGCUGUCCAAAAGAUGUUGAUAAUAUAUGGAGAUGGUGGAAAAGUGGGAAGGAUCAAAUAGAAAGAAAAAUGUGGAAGAAAAUAUGAUGGGCUUUCUGGGACAUGUAAGUGUAGAUUUUAGAUCUGGUAGAUGUAAUUGGGAAGUAUGAAAGUGUAGAUAAAACUGAAGUACUAACUUGUGGGGAGAUGGGGGGGAAGAGAUAUAUAGAGAUCUGGCUGAUACCUUCAAAAGGGAAAAACAAGCAGAAGGAAAACUGAUUAAAAACUCAAUUGAGGUAUUACUGCUUAAUAAUGGAAGGAGAGACAUACAGAAGGUUGACUCUCUUCAUGGAUAUGCAAACCCAAGAAAACAAACUUUAAAAUUGUUAAAAAACACAUUAGCAGACAAAAAAGUUGGAAACAGGAAAGGAAGAUGAGCAAUCUGCAGAUGCUACAUUAAAAAUGAGAAGAUGAGAAAAACCCUUGAAGGAAACAUUUCAUAAGGUACAGACUUCUAAUGGACUUGAGUCUUACAGUUGAUCUGAGGAUUAUCUGGGGAUUUUUCAUAUUUAAAGUGUGUACACUGUUACAUCCCUCUGUGGAUUCUCCAGUUUCUAAUGAGGUUUGGAUCUUGGCUGCAUUAUUUUAGAGAGUGGGCCCAUUAAUGGGAUUACAGUCCUUUGCGCACUUGUUCAUUUUCUUGAGACUCAGAGGUUUAAUAUGUUGAAGCCACAUGUCCUCUGCCAAAUUACUAUGGGGAUAGAGUCAGAUAAAUGAAGUGCAUCAAGCCUCCUUUCUGCUGAAAAGAGAGAGGAAGACAACUAAUUUGUUUUAGAUCCUUAUCACAGAACCUUUUCUAAGAGUUCACGGACUGGCAUUUCAAAGAAACUAUUGGUUGAUGUAAAUUGUGAAGCCGUGAGAAUGUUGGUCCAUGCACCCCACAGGUACACAGCACAAGUAUACCUUCUGUGUUUGACAGUAGAAAAAUGCAUGAAAGCAUUUAGGAGCUGUGAUAAGUUCUGUUUUGGUUGAGAAAAAAAGGCUAUGGCUGUGAGUGUUGUAAAAUCAAUUUUUUUACACAUCUAGGUUACAUAAUUAUUUAUUUAAAUACUACAGAGAACUGACUCCAGAAAAUAACAUAUUGUAAAGUUUCCAGCAGAGAUUGUGCAUGGGAAAGUUAAGGUGAAUCACAGAACCACAGAAUGGUUGGGGUUGGAAGGGACCUCUGGAGAUCAUCUAGUCCAGCCCACCUGCUAAAGGAGGUUCACCUUGAGCAGAUUGCACAGAAAUGUGUCCAGUCAGGUUUUGAAUAUCUCUGAAGGAGAUUCCACAGUCUCUCUGGGCAGCCUGUUCCAGUGCUCUGUCACCCUCAAAGUAAAGAGGUUUCUCCUCAUAUUCAGGUGGAACAUCCUGUGCUUCAGUCUGUGCCUGUUGUCCCUCAUUCUGUUGUUGGGCACCACUGAAAGGAGUCUGGUCCCAUCCUCUUGACAUCCACCCUUGAGACAUUUAUAAGCAUUGAUGAGAUCCCCUCUCAGCCUUUUCUUCUCCAGGCUGAACAGACCCAGCUCUCUCAGUCUCUCCUCAUAAGAAAGGUGCUCUAGGCCUCUAAUUAUCUUCAUUAGCUCUCUGCUGGACUCCCUCCAGUAAUUCCUUAUCCUUCUUAAACUGGAAAGCCCAGAACUGGACACAGAACUCCAGAUGUGGCCUCACCAGGGCAGAGCAGAGGGGGAGGAUCACCUCCCUCAACCUGCUGGUCACACUCUUCUUAAUGCACUCCAGGAUAGCACUGGCCUUCUUGGCCACAAGGUCACAUUGUCAACCUGUUGUCGACCUUCUCUGCGGUGCUGCUUUCCAGCAGGUCGGCCCCUAACCUGUACUGGUACCUGGGGUUAUUCCUUCACAGGUGCAGGACCCCACACUUGCCCUUGUUAAACUUCAUUAGGUUCUUCUCUGCCCAGUCCUCCAGCCUGUCCAGGUCUCACUGAACAGCAGCACAGCCUUCUGGUGUGUCAGCCAUUCCUCCCAGUUUGGUAUCAUCAGCAAACUUGCUGAGGUUGCACUCAGUCUCUUCAUGCAGGUCAUUGAUGAACAGGUUGAACAGGACUGGACCCAGUACUGACCCCUGGGGAACCUCACUAACUACAGGUAUUCAACCAGACUUUGAUCACAACCUUUUGAGCUCUGCCAUCCAGCCAGCUCAUGAAACAUGCAAAAAUUCUCUACUCUUAUACCAUGGGGACAUGCACUCAUAAUAAAGAAAAAAUAUGAUGCAGGAAAGAAAGAGAGAAAGAUAGAUGUAGAUACUUCGUUGUACUGGAGCAAAUGUAAACACUAAUGUAAUUAAUAUCAUGGAAGGACAUGAAAUAUACCUUGUAAGUGAAGUAAAAGAAAAGAAUGGUUGAAGACUCACACCAAGAAAAACCUUAAUUGUUGGCAAAAUAGAUGUAUAUUUAUGGUAAAUACACUGGUAGGCAGGUAAUUCUUGGAUAGAAUAAAAGGUAGGCAAUUAAAACAAGUAGAACAGGAAGUACCUUACAAAGACAAACUAGAAAGCAGUGUGAAUAACUGCUCAUGUAAAUCUCUUGGAGGAAAAAUUGGGGCAGUGUACUUUGAGCUAGUGCAGGAUUGCAUUCUUAGUUCAGUGGUCUAGACAGCUGGAGGCCAUUCAAGACUGCAGCCAAUUAAACAAAUUAAGUAUGAGACAUAGGAUGCAAAGAUUAAAGUUAAUUAUGAAAAGAAAUGGAUGAAGCAGAUUGUAUAGAUGGAAUUUCUUCAUUGCGUCUCAUCCAUCGAGCCUCAUAGUGUGGUUGUUACUUCCAGCCAGCCAUUCUGUGGUUGUUUUGCUUAGAUGGCACAUCUAGUUUGAUCUGCUGUCUGAAAGAUAACAGACUGCCCGUCUCAAGUGUCUGGAAAGCAGCUACUGCAUUGAAGGUGUGAAGCAGAUGCGUGAAUAUUAGUUAGCACUGUGCAGAGUAUGAUCCAACCUUGCACAGCUAGUUUGACUGUUAUUCUACAAAAACACGGGUUUGUUCUCCUUCAGAGGAACUCUCUUUGAGAAAAUCUGCAAGGCAUCUUUUGAGCAGUUUUGCUAAUUACAUAUUUGGGGUAUCUAUGGCAGAAGCUGAGAGAGCAAAUUAACAUCUACCUCUAACCAGAACAAGAAUACUGAGAUGAGAGUAACUUAACAAGUAGUGGGGAAUUACAAAAUAAUAUCCCAAAGCAAUCUCUGUAAAUAUUCUAGAACCUUACAUACUAGCUUUCUUAAUCAGAUGUGGCAGUGUCUUAAGUUCUGAUCCUAUCAUACAGUACUUUGUAUAUAGAGAUUUCUAACGGGUGUCUUCAUUUUUCCCAUCGUUAUUUGCUACAGCAAUGAUUUUUAUUGUAAGUCUGAACAGUCUGUUUUAGUUGAAAGUUUAAUUUAAAAUAUAAUGUGGGAUUGUAAUUUAAUUGAAAUAUAAUAAUUGGGAAUAAACCUUAGAUGAAAGAGAAUUUAAAGGGUUAGAAUCUAACUGGAUAUAAUUCAAACAUUUUAAAAAGGAAAAAAAAAUUAAUUAGGGACAACCAACGUGCAUUUAUUAGAAGGCUAGCCUGCUUAGAAUGUUGAGAUGGCCAACAAAGAAAGCUGAAUAGAUGUUUAUUUUGACUUGCAAAAAGAAUGUUAGAAAUUAAUCACAUCCAAUACCGUUGGCUAAGGCAAGAAGUCUUAUUGCCAAUAUAAUACCGUUUGUUAAAUAGAAAACUGGUUUACCACUUUAAGGAAACCAUAGAAAUAGAAAACAACAAUUAUUUUAAUAGUCAGAAAUUACUAGUGCUUACUGUAGGGAACGAUUGUAGGUCAUCUAACUUAGAAACAUACAAAAGUUUCCAUUAUUGCAUCACUGUGGUUAUAAAUUCAGGAAAUGAAAAUGAUAUGAUUUAUAAAGUAAAGUUACUUGGCUGUGCUGCACUUCAUGUGUUUGUUACAGCAUUUGAACAGACUUUUAGUACUGUUGAUUCAGUGGGCAAAUCUGAUUUCAAAUGUUCCUUUCCUGCAAAAGAUUCUCCCAGGGAGUUUGAAGAAGUUCUUUUCUCUUAGGGGAAGUCUCCUGGCAUCAAAAUCCAACAGGAAUAGAGAGCUACAGGCUUGUUGCUGUCAUAAUCCUAUCAACAUGAGCUUUUUUCUUUUAUGAUGGUCUGAGCAGUCUGUCACUGUAUUUUUGAGAACUGGUUGAUGCACAAAAGUAAGUUGGCUGGCAGAAGCUCAGUCCAAAGAUAAGAAAGAAAAUAGUGGUUCUAGUUUAGGGAAAACUACCAGAAAAUUUGAGCUAUGAAUCCUGCUAGAUUCCUAACUGUUGGCAAUGAUCAAGUAGCAUCAACGGCCAAAAAACAUUUUUCCAUCUGUAUUUUUGUAGAAGACUUGAGAGUAGAGCACUAUGUAGUGCAGACUUCUUUUGUCUGCCUGUUAUUAGCUAUUUGCGACACAUGUUGUAUUGAACUCUAUUUUAACCCCCCCUUCAUAACCCAAAGCUGAUAAGGAACAUGGUAGCCUGCUUGCUUAAGUGGCUCUGUCUAAAACAACCCUUUUCAUUUAAUACAACAGAUGAGUUUUUCUUGUCAUUGCAUGACUCUGGAAACUGGGUGUGAAGAAAAAAAAAUCAACAAAUAUCCUAAGACUCAUGAUAAAAUCGUAAGUUAAUAAUGCUGUUGGUGUUCUUGGAGUGGUAUUUAAAAUAUUGACUUUGGCCUAUGGAACACCUGAAGGCUUGGAACUUGUCUAGGCAGUUUAUUCUAACAGUGAGCAACAGGGGAGCUCAAGAAAAAGAUCUCUAUUUAAAGGAGAGCAGCUCCUGGCAAUGUUCCAUCAAUAUUGCACUUCAGUUCUCUCAUUGCCCCUAUUUUUAUCUUACCGAGUUUAUUGCUGGAAUUAGAAGAGCUUGUAAAGAUUUUGUGGAUCUUGAGGCUUUUUUCCUACAACCACACUGAGAGUUCUGUGCUGUUAGCAAUGCUGAAUUUGCCUUCAUACCAGAUCUGCAGAAAAUUUCUACAGAUUGAAAACUUUUUAUACAUAUUUGCUCAUAUUCAUGGUUUCUCAAAUAUUUGUUUUGCAAAGUUCUUAGAUUUAGUUCAGGUAGCUGUAAAAGCAAUUUAACACAUUGUUGUGAACUUCAGAGAGAACACUGUGGUUGAACGAUACUUCAGCUCAGAAGAGUCAUGCUUGUUACAGAAUGUAAAAUUAUCAUUGAAAGACACACCUAACAAGAAUGGUUUGAACUUUGAAAUACAUGUUACUUGAGUUCGGACCAAAAAUAACAUGUAUUACCCGAUACAAAUUUUGGAAAACAUGAAAAAAAAGUUUUUAAAUGCUGUUUUUUACUGUGUUAGAUCUGAGACACAAUUAUGACUUUGAAAUAAAUUGAAAAAAUAAUUACUUGUAGCUAUAAAUAGUCCCAGCUUAUGAGGAUAGUUGACAUUGCACCUCCCUGACAGGAGCUCUGACAUUGAAAGAGGUGCAUAACAAUGGAUAAAGCCUUUCAAAAUGCAGGAUACCUGCCCUCCAAGUGCUGUAUCUGCACACAUGGGUACGUACUGCAAGUCUUCUGAGAUGUGCGACGUCCUUUCACCCCUGUAGCUCAGACUCAGACUGCAGGCCUCAAAAGAAGUGUGUGCUAAUGACGUCUGUAUGCCUACUUGAACAGCCUCAGUCACGGUGUAUCACUAAGUAUUCUCCAAAUUUGCUAAUAAUAAAAGAGAAUUGUAGAUUUAGCAUAAAAAGAAACAGUUCAACUGUGUUAUGUCAAGUGAUCGGGAUAUCCAGACCAGUGUAGAGCAGCUGGAGCUUCAUUAGACAUUCAUUAUGUAAAGGCUUGCAGCAUAAAGCAGAAGAGCAAGUAGGUGUGGUUAAGUUACAACUUAAAGGGUAUAGGCUUGUUUGUGGUGGUAUUAUUUAAUCUACUGACUGCUCAUAGUCAAAUAGAAUUUUGCUUAUUGCUUUUACUCUUGGCAAUAAAUUAAAUAUUGAAAUCAACAACUUGUUACUACUUAUAUCUCUCUUGAGCAGCUAUCUAAGUGACAAGCAGACAUUGCUUCUGGGUGAGAGUGGGAGGACGGAAAAUAGCUCACUGUUGCAGUAUGUGGAAAUGGAAUUCAAAAGAGAUUUGAAGAUCUCCUAUAUGCCAGCAAAACUUUUUUUUUCUUUUUUUUCUUUUAUUUCUUUUAGCAGAGAGGUUAGUUAGAAAAUGAGGAAUACCACUUAAGCACAUUAUUUCACUUGAUGUGCAGUCAUGGUAAGAUGAAACGUGGCACAGACAAAGUGAGAUGAGGUUUGUAGCUUUGGCAUUUCUAUCUUCUCUCUGAUGGUUCAGCGUUGCCUUAAGACAGCAGACUUCCUUGGGCAGUGAUGACAGCAAGGCUUACUUUGAAUACUAAAGUCUGUAACUGCCAUUCCCAGUUCAGCUAAAGAAGGCAUUGUCUUCAUAGGUCUGAAUACUUUCUAGUAGUUUGUGUCCUCAUUUCUAACAGAUCCUGAGCCAACUUUUUACAGUCGUUAGAGUGUCUGAUUUGAGAUAAAGCAAAAUCCCUUGCUCUUAGUUAAGAUAAGAAGCUAUGUCUCUUACUUAGUCAAAUAAAACAUUCGGAAAUGACUGUACUGUAAUCUGUAAGUAAAUACAUGGAAGAUUUUGAAUAGAAAGGGAUCUUAAUUGUGAUGCUGAGGGAGUUAAAUGCAGAAAUAAUUUCCCUUACUCCAGUAAGGGCUUCAGAAAAGAACAAACAGUUGCGAUGGAAUAGGAACUUACUACAUGUAAGCUCAUUCAUGAUGAUAGUCCAUGCCCACUUAGCCUUCAGCAAACACAAAGCAAUUUGAAUGAGCUUAGUUCUCAGAGGAUGUAAAGUAUCUUGAAUUUGUCAUGGGCCAGGGUAAGUGCACAAAUUGUUGGCAUGAUGUUCUGAUAUAUAGUAACUCUUUGUUCUGCGGUGACUUGUUCCCAUGUUAAAACUUCUGCAAUUUUUAAAACCAGACAAGAUAUCUUGCUUGAAGUUUGGUUCUAGUUCAAACAAUAAUAGCUGAGAUUUGUACAGAAACACUGUGAAUUGUCUGUAAGACCUGAAAUUGUCAUAACUGAUGUAACUGUCAGUCUGUCAAAUCAAUGAUUGACAUAACUGUCCUUUCUAGCUCAGUUACUUUUCCUACAGAGAGGAUUUUAAGGCCAAGUUUUGUUAACAUGCUAAGUCGAAGUUUUUAACAUGAUUUUACUGUCGACUGUGCAAGACUUAGAUUUACUCCACAUAUGUUUACAUUAUAAAGCCUCUGAGUAUUAAUUAGUAAAUACGACCGUUCUCAAACUUAGAGCUAGAUAAUAGGAAAAGCAACUAGUUCAUUUGUAAGAAAUUAAUUUCUGUGUGAUUACAUGUCCCAGUGUUUUUAACCCUGAAGCAAUACAAAUUCUUAAAUUGAAAAUGAAGCACUAAAUCUUUCCUUAGAAAGAUGCACACUGUACUGUGUGCAUCAUUCCUGAAACUGUUUUACUUUGAAGCACGGAAGGAACACUUAAUUUUUAUUUACUAUUAUGAAGGAAACUCUUUGAUUACAGGAAAAAAAAAAGCUGACAAAUAUGAAAAUAUGACUGUGAUUUGGGCAAAGUUCCAGAGACGAGAAAGAGCGAUGCUUUUAUCUUCAGAGGGUCUUUGACUGCUACAUUUAUUCCAUUAAUAGCUCCAGUAUGGCUAAUGUCAUAGUUUGUGCAUUUGCCUCUGUGUCUGGCCUUUGUAUAAACUGCAGGGGAAGGUAUUUUGAUGUUUAACUCUGCUGGGAAAUAUGGUAGAAUAAUAUGUUGUCUCUUAUUUCCCUGGAUUACAUGGAACACCAUGUUAAAUUUCAGGUUUGGACAAAUGCGUUUUUUCAAACUUUUAUUCUUCCCAAUUUGAAUAUUAAACUCUUUGCAUUAAGAAUAUAAUUAAACAAAAGUCGUUGCAAGUUCUGUAUUCUUACAAAUAGUUUCUGCUAUAGUUUUAGCAGUUCAAAAGACUCCAGUGAAAUUAUUUGAACAGACAACUUAAACACUGCUGGCCAGUCUAAAGGAAAGGUCAGAUCCUAUCCAUAUAUAAAAGGAACUGAGGAAUGAAAGCACAUAACUGUGAGCUUCAGUAAAGCCUAUGUGCUUUGAUCAGACCCAUGAUCUAUACAUGCAUCCAUUCUAUUCUCAUUCAGUAUUUAUUAUUAGGCAUAGUUUUGCCUGUUGAAUGCAGAGAUUUAAUAAGGAAAUGCACUAUAGUUCCUAUUCAGCUGUUUCCUGUUGUAAUUUUUGCCAGAUAGAUGAGUGGAGAAUGUCUAUGGAUAUAUAUAUGUGGGUUUAAUGCUGAAUAAAAUCAUAAUGACUUGUAAAUUAAUUUUUAAAAGCAGGUGAAGAAAAAAAUCUGUCAGCUAAAAUUAUUUUACAUUAUAUACUUUAGUUGAAGUGAAAGGAUUCCAUCUACGCACACUAAUUUAUGUGUACUGGAGGAGGAUAAAUCACAGGACCUGGAACUUAUAUGUCAUUGGCCAUGCCAGGAUUUUGGAAUGCUCUGCAGAUGUGUAAUUUGAAAAUAUAGCCUACCUAACCUUGCCUUCCAAAAACAAAGAUAAAUGAGAUCACUGUGUAACUCGAUGAACUUCAGUCUGACCUCAUUGCAUUGUUUCUUAGCCAUACGCUUCAUGGUGAUGCAAAGGCAAAGAACAUGGCUAAAACGUGCCACUGUCUCCUUCCAGUAGAAGAAAAGCUAUUCGGUUUAGCUGAAGAUUGUACAUUUAGGUUUUUAUUAUACUGUAUCAUUUUCAGCAAAGGUGUGUUCCUCACAAGUUCUAAUAACAGGUUUGCUUAUAAAGAUUUGAGUUUUCAAAUAAUUUGAUGAAUGUAAGUAAUUCCUACCUCUGAAAGGUACACAAAAAUAAGUGUUAUCCAUGUGUUAGAGACAAGGAAAUACUAUUUCUAGUUGCCUGUGCUAGGAAUAGGAUAACCAAGCAAAAUAAACUCAUCCGAAACACUUCACAGUGGCAUAGUAAGGGUUAGAUCUACAGAGCUAAUAAAUGGUCUUUUAAAAUACAGAGUACUCACUAAUGGGUGCUCCUGAAAAACGAAGGUUGUCUAUUUCUAAUAAUUCCUAAUGGAGCUUUUUAAUUGAAAAUUGUGUUUGGUAGUAUAAUAAGAUCUUGUCUUGUGCAGGUAUAUCUUCAUGGUGUGAUUUGGAAAAGUCAUUCUGGAAGGAAAAAUGCUUGUAAUUCACAAAAUCUGUGAUGUGAAACUGUGCUGAAAAAGCCAUAUGGAAAUUAUGGCAACAGGCUGAAAAACAUGGAAACAUGCAAGGGAAAAGAUAUGGAUCCUUAACAUAAGUUUAACACUAUAUGAUAAGAACAGGAGUUCUGCUCAACCACUUAUGUCCACUGGAGCUAAUAUUUUCGUCAAUAUGUAUGUUGUUUUGAGUUGAAUCACCAUGAUAUAGAGACACGUCUUUGCAAUAAAAAGGACAUACAUACAUUCCUAGUUGCUCUUAUGUUUGGAAUGUUAUGGGAUUUUUUUGUUUUCUUCUGUCAGUGUAUAAGAUCAAUGUACAAACAUUAAAUAUCAAAGAUGCAUUAAUCCAUCAAUACUUGCCCCCAUGGCACCCUCACCAUUCCUGAACAUCUUUAUGAGCCACUGAUUUUCAGCCUCCUGAAGUUUUUAGGCCCAUGCACCAACCUAAACUAGAAAAAAAACAGAACAUGGGAGACGCACAGUCAAGGGACAUGGUGAGCAAUCCUGUGCUUUGGUCUUGCAAUACCUUUGGCAUAGCGAGCCUUUUGGCCUGCACUUUACUCCUUACUGAGAUCCAAAGUAAAAUGACACAGUUUUUUAAUACCUUAUUGUUUAUAAUCUGGUUAGUUCCCAACCUUGUUGUUGGUGAAAACAAGGUAAGAUUUAGUCUGGAUUCUUACAUUAUGCUUUACAUAAAUUCAGUUUACUUCUGUUAUCCAUUAUGUGAAACUAAUCUUUCCAUAACAGACUCAGACCUCACUGCUAAGAAACCCAGUUGCAGUCUGUAAAUUUAAAAUAUUGCAUGGUUUAAUAUUUUUACUAAGAAUUUUUGAUCUCUCUUUAGUUAUUAUUUCAUUACAUCAUGUCUUUGGUUUGGUCCCUUGUUUAAAAAGAAGGCAGAUGUUUAAUGCUGUUUCAUUCUUUCAGUUUUUACCUUAUUUUUCCUCUUAAAAUUUUGAAAACCGAACUCACAAAUUCUGAUUCCUAGUUCUGUUUUUUUUAUACUGGUAUUUGUCCUUAUUUACAUUAGAGUAUGAGAGGAGUGUAGCCCCACAGGAACAUUUGCUAUGUGGUGCUGGUUUGCUUACGUUUUUGCUCUUUUAAAAGAAUUACAUUUUAAUGUUAAUCAAAACUGUACUCACCUCCUACCAUCUAGCACAAUCAUCUUAGCGAGAAAUAAUUGGAUUUCUUUUUAAUCUGAUUUUAUAAGGGUUGCUUUUCAUUUAUAUUAAAAUGCUGCACAGGAAAUUUUAGUUGUAUUUUCUUGUUUAUGGAAGCUGAUGUCUGAUGCAGUUGAAUAACAGGAAUUACCUGUAUUCCAGGGUGUUUUGCUCUUGGACUGAGAGGUUUUAUAUGAUGCCACAUCCAAAGACUUCCUAUGACUUUCUCAAAUACUUUAACAUCACUUCCUCUAUUCUGAAAGUUGGGGGUUCUUUUAUUUUUUAUUUGUAGCAAUGUCUCAUCACGGACUUGCAUUGUAGCAGAGAUGAAUUCUGAUUAUUGAAGGGAUUUUAAAAUUACUUAUAAUUAUUUGUUUUAGAAAAUCAUUAACGCUUACAUUUUACAAAUACAGAUGCAAUAUGGGUAUUUUGAUUUGCAAGACAAUGUAAUGUGUUUUACAUUUGAUUAGGGGCCUAUAGUGUAAGUCUUCUUUUAUAGAUUAAGGUACAGAGCAACUUUCUUAGUUUUGUAACAUUCUUAUUAAUUUGAAUUAAUCCCCAUUUCAUUCUCCCCACACCUUAUUUGUAUUGCUAUAUUAUGUUAACAUAGGUAUUGUCCAUAGGUGAGCAACACAGGUGUACAGAGCUGCUAGUGGUGAAAUAUGACUGUACAGAGUGACAGUGAGUUUCAGGUAGUCAUCUGUACAUUGGCUUCACUGGUCAGUUCAUGGCUCUGAUUAGCAUUACAUUUCAGCUAAUAUAUGAAAGACAUAUACCUGAUGUACAAGUUAAAAUGGCAUGAAGUAGAUUGUGUUUCAGACAAAAUUAAUUUGGAACUGCAAGACUGGAAAUGCUUCUCACAUAAAGACUGUAAGAGCUGCUGUGCUGAGUCACACCAAAGGCUCGUUUCUCCCAGUGCCUCUUUCUGAUGAUAGCUGGCUCUGGCUCCCUUCGUACCAGUGUAAGAACAUGUGAGGUGUACAGUGAUGCUUCACCUGCUAUUCUUUCCCAUUUUCCUGCACUCUUUAGGGAUUUCCUGAAUAUGGAGGUUGCAUUCACAUCUUUCUACCUAAAAGAAUGCUGCUUCCGUAAAUUUGUCAAAUUGACUGGGGAAUGUAUUUAUACUUCUAGUAUCUAUAGUGUUCUUUGGCAGUAAGUUUCACAGUUUGAUUGUACUUUGUAUGUAGGAAACAUACUCCUUUUAAAGCGACCAAUGACAGAACCCGAGGGAAUGGCAGGAAGAUGUGCCAGGGGAGGUUUAGGUUGGACAUCAGGAGAAGGUUCUUCACCCAGAGGGUGAUGAAGCACUGGAACAGGCUCCCCAGGGAGGUGUCACAGCCCCAAACGUGACAGUGUUCAAGGAGAGACUGGACAACACACUCAGACACAUGGUGUGAACUGUGGGGUUGUCAUAUGCAGGGACAGGAGUUGGACUCGAUGAUCCUUUUGGGUCCCUUCCAACUCAGGACAUUGUAUGAUUCUAUGACCCAUAUUCAUGCAUAGGUAAGUAAAUGCAGACAUUAAGAAUAUUAACUGGGGGGGAAAAGUUUAUAACAUGCACUCUCAUUUAACUAGAUCAGUCUGAUGCGCUUUGUAGUUGGGUUUAGAUGCAUAAUUUUCCUCCAGUGAGCUUUGUUCUUUUGUGGCAUAUUGUGUACGGCUUGUGUAAGGCAAAACAGAUGUGGUGAAAAACAACAAAGAAGUUGCUUCUCUCUGUAAGUUAUGUUUCGAAGUCCAUUUUCUCCUAAUAAAAUGUGUAGUAAUUCCAGUUACAAAUAAGAUUCAGGAAAUAAUGCUAGGCACCAAACACUCAUCGUGUUACAUUUUCUGGCAGAUGGAAGUGAAGCAAAUGUUCAAGUAUGUGGGCUAUCCUAAAAUUGGCAAUUUAUUAGGAAUAUUACAAACAUUCCAGGUGUCUUCUGUUACAACAGUGUAUGAAGUCAUUUAUUCCUCUAUACAUAUGUGUAAGUUGGUAUUAUGUAUAACAUGACAUUUGGGGGUGAAAAGGGGAGCUGUAGGAGGAGAGAAUUUUCCCUCUUAGCUCCAUGAUAAGCUGUUUUUAUGUAGAUAGAUGUGCAUUUAUGUAUGAAGGGGACAAAUUCUCUCCUUCCUAAAGUAAAGUAAUAGGGUUGGGUUUUUUAACAUACAGAAGAAUAUCUGAGAACAUGCUACAUUAAUAUUGUUUUUAAGAGGGAGAUGUUCUCACCUCUGUAUACCCUUUCAUCCUGCUGUAAUUUCAUCCAGUUACAGGAUCAUCCUGAUACUGUGUCAGAUGUAGAUGAUUGUUCAUGAUCAGUAUUGCCACAUGGAGAAAAGCUUUUCUUUUCCAUAGAAAUGACUUACCUGGCUUCUGAUCAUUCAAUGAAUUAUUAGCUUUUCUGGAACCUGUACCAAGGUUCUGCCGUGUGUGUAUGGCUUGAAGGAGUACACAAGAUAGGAUCUUGGUGGUGUGGGCGAGGGAGAGAUUACACUUUGGGCAUAUUUCUCACUGUAGGUUUCUGUUUCUUUGCUAAUCUUUUGUGUCAACAGCAAAUAACAGUAACCAGUUAGUUACACUCAAGUCCUAGGUGGACCUUUGUCUAAGCACGUUUUAUAUAAUCAUGUGUUUUAAUUGUAAUGGUUGGUCUAUGUUAUCAGUUGGUAGCAUGUACAAUAGGAUGGUGUGGUCUCCCUUUUAAAUACGUGAUGGUUUGUGUUCAGUGUGAGCUUCAUUCUUUUUGCUCUUUGUAAUAUGUAACACUUGGAUACAUAAUUCCUGUUUUAUUUUUAGUUUUUGCGUGGAUGUGCUUCAGCUGUAGGGUGAUUUGGCCAUCUAUGGAAAUGUUUUCUUUGCCUGAAUGAUUUGCAAUCAUAUUUCCAGAAAACUUCAAUUGAGAGUGGAAAAAAAUUAUUCAAAAUGGCAUACAACAAAGAAUGGCAAUACUUUUUUUCCCUAUUUCCAUGAUAAAAACUAGCUGUAAAUAAUACUUUUGAAAGUAGCCUUCUAGCUACUGAAAUUUGUUUUCAGGUAGCUACAAUGCUGGGGCUGCAUGCUGCUAUAUAUUAAUAACAGAAGGUCACCACAUGUUUUAGGUGCUUCCAUUGGUCAUUUCGUUGGAAUAAAGUAGUGAGUAAUUUUAAUUUGUUGUAUUAAUAUUUUAAAGCAAUUCAGUCCAGCCUAAAGGUAUGUUAUGUAAUUUAUACUUAGGUACUUCAAUAAAUGGCUUGAUGUUUCAGUGAUGCUGGACUUCUGACACCCUGAGCUUUGCAAGUUCUCACCACUUCUGAAAACUAACCAGUGCUCUGGUUAGCAUUCACAUCUGAGUUAGGAAUCUAACUGUGAGCACCUCAUUUGAAAAACCUGGUCUAUAUUCCUUCCUGUUUAUUUUUGUCAUACCACGUUGGUGAAAUCUUGAUAUCAAGUCAUGUGAUAUUGUACUUUUUACAUUCCUGGGUGUCACUUUACUUCUGCAGCUUCCUCUGCAGUGUAUUUGUGAAAGAGGUUCUUCACAGAACUUACUACCAAGUGUGGAGAGCCAAAUAUUGGCCUCCAAGCAGGCUGAAGUUCAUGUAGAUGCUUCUGUGGUAAGGGAAAAGAGUAAGAUUCAGCAAGGAUUCUUUUGGGGAUCAACUGUUUGUAAUACUUCUUAGUGUUUAAGCCUUGAUUCAGCAAAGCUGUUAAACAAGGACUUAUUUUUAGAGGAGAUAAGGGUCCCAUCUCUGUUGCUUAGAGCUCUUCAGUGAGUUUUUAACUACUAAUGGAACAGUUUAAAUACUUGAAGUUCAGCAUGUUCUUAAAACCCUUACUGAAUAUGGGAAUUUUGCUUAGUGUUUUACUUAAUCCUGGUCUCUGCUGGUGCUCCUUAAAGAAAGGAUCAGUUUGGGAGUAUAUGCAUGGCAAUACACGAAAAAGUAUAUGGCUGAAGUAACUGAAUGCUUCCCUGAGUGCCUGUGUUAUAGAAUCUUUGUCUAAUGCCCAGUAAAAGAGUGAAAACCAGCAUUUUUGAGUGGUUCCUUUUUGUGUGUUCUCCCGGUUCUCUUUUCUCAAUACCCAACCUGAGAGAACUUUUCUGUUUUAAACACUGUCAAUCGAAUCUGUUGGCACUUACUUUGAAUGCAGAAAGUGCUAUAAAAUGCUAAGAACUUUGGGAUAUCAGGCAAUGAAUGCCCAGAGCUUAAAUUAAGUAAAAAAUGUUGGCCUUUAUUUCUGUAGCGCAGUUUUUUUAAGAUAAUUGGUGUGUUCCUUCACAGCUGAUAUUAUUUUCAUGCAGUUUCUCUGUAUGUUUAUCUGGGGAUUAUUGGUUUUUGUGUUUUUUUCCGUGGAAAUAAUUUCAGUGAGUGUCCUGAACAUCUAGGAAAAAAAACAAACUGUGGUCUCACAUAUGAGCUUUGGGAGAAUUUCCUUGGGGAUAUUGCCAUCAGAAAAAGCCUAGUCUUUUCAGGUUGACAUUUCUCUCUUUUCAUCUAAAAGCUCUUUAUUCCCAGGUGAGAGCUUUUGCACUCAGUCAUAUUUCUGUUGCAUGAGCAGUUUGUAAGCAAGCAUAACCUGGCAGAGCUUCCCACAUGAAUGGUUGCAGUGAAAUAGCUACCCUCAAAGAGAGCACAGAAGAACAUGGUCUCCACAAACAAUUCUUCCUUCAUUGUCACAGCAUUUUUGGUAGUUACUAAGACUCAGCAGUCAUUCUCGGAGUCUUUGCUUUGGAGCAUCAGGGCCUUCAAAACAGAAAAUAAGGUCCACUGAGCUUGAGGUACCUGCCUGUAGAUAGAGAAAGCAAAUAUGCGGAAAUACUUGCUUGGGUGGCACAGUAGCUGUCUGGCUUCAGCCUGCUGGCUGUGUUGCACUCUCCCUUUCUGCAUCCCUCAGUAGUCCUGAGACAAGGUCUCAUCCUGAUUCUGCAGUAGAAGAAGCAGAAGAAGUCACCAGCAAGCAGAUUUGUAGCACUUCCUUCUGGCUUGCAGCUCAUUGCCUGAGAGUUUCUUACGUUGGUAUUUAGUGGGUUUGUAAGCACAGAUAUUGGACUUCUGUUGUCAUUAGAGCCGAAUUAUUUUUACAUUUGAAAGAAGUCCGAUGUCAUUAAAGAGCUAGGUACCUUGUAGGGUUAAAGGACCAUAAAACUCUGAGUUGGAGUAAGAACAUUGUUGUCUGAGGUAUGACUUUCACUGUGCUUUCCCCAGAUUUCCCACUUUCCCAGAUGAAGAGCUUUUCCCAUAUUUCCUGACAUUUGCAUUCAGGUCAGCUUCAUCCUUUUUUGGUCAACAAAACAAAUUUGCUAGAUUGCUUGUAGCUAGUAAGGAAAUACUUGUCAGCAACAAAAGACUUGGCCAGCAAAGUUUUGGGCAUUUUUUGUAAGUAUUACUGUGCUUGGAACCAGUGGGAUCCCUUUCAAAACUUAAAGACCACCACUGAAAGUAAUUUGCAAUUUGCAACGGGGCAUAGGGACUUUGCAGACUACUACUUAUUGCUUGUCGUGAUGCUACCAGUCACCAGACAUCACAAAUGCUCAAGAAAAUAGUUUCAUUGUUUUUUUCCUUGUGUCUUUUUCUGAUUUUUCAGUUAACAUUGAUGGUGAUACUGCAUUGAGAUAAGCUUGGUUAUGCUGCCUUGCUGUGAUGUUACAGAAUUUCAUACUGGCUUUUAAAACAUUUUUAAAAGUAGUGCAUCAAGGCAUUUCACUGUUCUUGUACUUAAGUUCAUGUAGCUCCAACUUGUUUUUAUAUAAUACAAAAUUUUUCAUGGAACUAUUGGUCAUAUAUUUAAGAUGGAAAACGGCAAUGUGUAUGAUACUAUUUAGGUAGUCAUGAUACUGCUUUAUAUCAGAUGCUCUCAAUGCAGUUUUGAUAUUGCAAUCAUUAGUGUGUUAUCAGAGGGAGACUGUGUGAACCUCUUAUGUAAAGAACAUGAAGAAUAACACCAAAGGAAGGCAAUGCUAUUUAACUUGACUAUUAUAGCUUUGUAUAUGAAGAUUUUAUAUCUCAUUUGCUUCCAUAAAAAAUACUAAUAGGAAAGUCCCUCUGAUGAUUUCAGGUGGCACCUGGAUCUUUUUCAACAAAAUGGUUUUGAAAAUAUUUGAGGAGUUGUUUGGACUUUUUUGCAGUUUUGUUGAUUUCUCUUGUCUUCUCUGUUUGUGUGUUGAGGGAGACAAUGAGGAGAACAUAAGAGAAGCCCAGUGUAUAAACAUCUUUCUUGUUAUGAUUUAAUUGCCAGAAUAAGUUCCACUACACAGUGAGAAGGAAACAAAAAGGAAGCAUACAUUGUAAUUCCAUCUGAGUUAUUCUGUUAUGGAGGUUGUUCAUUUUUCUUAUUCAAAGAUGUUUCCUUUCUUACAGUAACCUCUCCCCUUCUCUGCAUCAUUUUUGUUGUCUGUGAAGUCAGCUUACAUGAAUCUGUGCAUGUUUUACUGACCUAGAACUGGUUAAUUUAAUCACUAAAAUAACCAUUGCACAGCAAGGUGUUAAGACUCCAGGUUUUGUAUAUAUACUUGUUCUAAGAAGUCCUCAGGAAAUGCAAAGAAAAUGUGUUUAUGUGAUAUAACUACAGCUGCAUCAAAAGGAGCAUGGCCAGCAGGUGGAGGGAGGUGAUUCUGCCCCUCUGCUCUGGUGAGACCCCACCUGGAGUCCUGCGUGCAGCUCUGGAGCCCUCAGUACAGGAAAGACAUGGACCUGUUGGAGAGGGGCCAGAGGAGGCCACGAAAAUGAUCGGAGGGCUGGAACAGCUCUGCUGUGAGGACCGGCUGAGAGAUUUGGGGUUGUUCAGCCUGGAGAAGAGAAGGCUUCAGGGACAUCUUACUGUGGCUUUGCGGUACUUAAAAGGGAUCUGUAAGAAAGGUGGAGACAGACUUUUUAACAGGGCCUGUUACAAUAAGACCAGGGAUAAUGGUUUUAAACUAAAAGAGAGGUGAUUCAGGUUACACAUAAGGAAAAAAAAAAUUAUUAUCUGGCUCAAGUUGCCCAGAGAAGUGGUAAAUGUCCCAUCCCUGGAGAUGUUCAAGGCCAGGCUGGAUGGGGCUCUGAGCAACCUGAUCUAGUUGCAGAUGUCCCUGCUCAUUGCAGGGGGGUUGAACUGGAUGACCUUUGAAGGUCCUUUCCAACCCAAAUUAUUCUAGAUUCUAUGAGCUUUUAAAAAAAAAAAAACACCUUAUCAAAAAUAAGUUGUCCUGUGUUAAACUGAAUUUCAUGUAUGUUCUUGUUAAAAGUCCCAAAGUUUCACUUCGGUCUGCUGCAAAAAGGCACUUACUUGUCACAGCUGUCUGCCAGAACACAUUUAAAUUGGGACAAAAUAGGAUUUGCAGAGUGGCCAUAAGAAGGGUGAAUUAGUUCUGUGUACAACAGUGGCAGGUUGGCCCAGCGGACUUGCGACCCAGAGGGAUCCUGAGUCACCACAAUCUGUUCUGUGGGAGAUGGAAGGCAGUAUGACCUGGCUCUUGGACACGUUUUCAGCAGUCAUGAGAAAACAACUUGUGGGCUAAGUGAUGCUAUGGUUCUCCAUGCUAUUCCUGGCCUUGUGGGCUGUGGUGCUACAGCAGAUGGUUCUCGUCCAGUUGGGUGGAUUUGAAAGAUCAGAGCAAGGUAAGCACAGGAAAAGCACUCGGUUGAUCAGGAGAGGGAAGUGAAUGAAGAGGGUUGAACAGGCCAUGUUUAUUUUCUCCUUUUUGCCUUGUUUUUCCCUUCUAUCUUCUAAAUUCUGUAUAAAUACAUAUAAAUACCCUAACGAGUGAACAGUAAGACCAUUUUGGGAGGAGAGGACAACAAAAACCUUCUGUUAAUGUUUCCAUACUCAGCUAAUGUUCUCACUUCCUGUAUUUACUUGGAGAGUCUUUAGUUGUGUUUGCAAACUCUUAAUCCACGAACUUCUCAAAUGUGUUAGUAGCUAAAAUAAAUUAAUAUUAGCUUUCUGGUGUCACAGAACAUAAAUGGGAAAGACAGAAAAAGAGCCUGGAACUUCUUAAACAUCCUUGUUUUUUAAAAUGCAAUCUUUGCGGUAUGUAAAUACAAGACUUCCUCCAACCAUAAAAUCUGGCUUCUCAGGACUUAAGUGUUUCAGGAGGUAUAAAAUCUAACUUUAAAAAUACUUUAUAUUCAUUUUAUAAUCUAUUAUGAAAGAGUAAUAAUUUUAUUCCUGAGACUUGCUAUAAAAUUCUUGAGUAAUGGGCCAGACAUACUUAAGAAUAUUACUUCUGCAGCCACUGACAGAGACAUAGAUCUAGCUUGCAGCAUUCAUCUUCUAGACUGGGAAAAAUUUCUGCUCAUAGAACAGCUAUUUUUACCUUGUUUAGACAGAGUUUGGCAGGAGGAGAGUUGUGUUUUGAGCUUUUCAGAUAGUUCAGAAUUUUAAAUUGUGAAUUCUAGUUUCCUAGCAGUGCUUGCUAUGUAAUUAUUGUCACUGAUAGCCCCUGGAAGCAUUUGGUAAUAUUUUGAUUCCUUUGGAGAAUCUCUGCAUUCCAGAGAAUAUCAGCUUGAGAAAUACAGAUAAAAUCUGUGCUAAGUCUAGUCAGGUUCCUUUUUUUUUUUUUUUUUUUUUAAUUAGCUAUAAAUACUCUAAUGUCUGCAGACUUUUUUAACCACUGUGCGUCUGACACGAGUCAGUUGUAUUGCUGUACACGUUUACACGGUCUAUUACUAGUCUGCUGCCAGGCACUAAUAAAAAUAUAUUAACCCUCUGAUCAAAUUUUAUUAUUUUUCUCAUUUUCUUUCUAGACAGUUUAUGGUUCCAUGGGAUUCUUUAAUUCACAGCCAUGAUGCACUGUUAAUAGGCUUUAGUAUCUUGUCUUCUUGGCUUCAUGCCAAGCAGAAGUCUCAGCUGUCUUUUGAACAAUUAUAUGUGUGGCAAAUACAUAGCACUGGGACUCUGUGCGUCUGUAAAUGUGGGGAAAUGGGACAAAUUUCUUUCAGCAUAUUGCAGUUCUUUAUAUGUAAAUUUACCCAUAAGAAAUAUAUUUGUGAACAAAACAUCAAUUGCAUAAACUUAGCCUUAGUCUAUUUUAAACUCAUUGAAUUUGCAUAUUCAAACCUAUCUGGAAGGGAAAAAAAAUAGCACUUUAGAUGGUCAUAUCAUAGUUACGUGAAAAAGUUGAGAGAAGAGGAUAAGAAAGAUUACUGUAUUUACAACUGGUAUAAUUCAUUAUGCAAAUAUAUACUGGGAAAUAAAUUAGGGAAAAAAAUUAUAAAGUUUCCAUAACUCCAAAUUAUUGUAAUUUACUGCUUCCCAAUAUUUGUUCUAAAGAGAGAUGGGUUAUCUUUGUCUUGAGAGCAAACCAACCCUUUACACUGUUUUAUGUUGUUACCUGCCUAGCUAGGUAGCCUAACUUUCAACUAGUUAAAUUACUUAGAGCCUGGAUAUGUUCUCUCUUUCAUAAGGAAAUUACUGAAUAGCUUCAUGACAAGCACUAAUAAGUCCCUGUAUUUUCUGAAAAGACAAGGUCCUAAAGAAAACCCAGAAACAUGUCACAGCUCCUCACCAACUCACCUGUCUCAUUCCCAUUUUUGGGUCACAAGAUGUGCCAGAUCCAAGUACUUCCAGAGCCCAUUUAUAAGAGAAUCUAUUUUAAGCUACUUUAAGAGACAGUUUCUGUGUAGAAAUGACAAGUUCCUGAACUUCUCCAAUUCACAGACUCAGAAAAGAACAAGUCUGAGCUGGUGUCAGUUCCUAAAAAGAAGUGUUGUUUUUCUUUUGGCUAGCCAUUACUUGGCUGAGCUUAUUCUAGCAUACUUGGGAUGAGGGUGGGUGGGAAGAGUUGGAAAAAAUUGCUUACAAGUCAGAAGUGAAGUAUUUACUCACCUGAGUAGGACUGCUCAAAACUGGUAAUCAAACACUUGAUGAAAUAACUUGCCAAAUUGAGGAUUUUAGUCUCUACUUUCAGCUUUCCAUCUGUAAAACUGGAAAAAUAGUACUUCUUUAGCUCAAAGGGAUAUAUGACAUUUCCUGCAUUAAUAUUUCUUAUGUCAGAUGGGAUUCUUGUACAAAAGCCUUCUAGAAUCCAACAAUUCUUUUUAAGAAAAAAAAACAAAAACCACAGUGUCCCUAUCAUAAUCUUUAUUGAUCUAGAGUUUGUUUAUGCCUGCGUAAGUGAUGUCCAAGGUAGAUGUGCCCUUAAAAUGAAGACAGCAGUGUUGCAGUAAAUAAAUGAAAUGUGCUCAAGUCAUAAUCUUUAUAGGUUGUUAAAAAAAAACAAACAACAAAAAACAAACAAACAAACAAACAAACAAAC